Molecule: messenger RNA, 875 nt
Organism: Pseudomassariella vexata
Lineage: Eukaryota; Fungi; Ascomycota; Sordariomycetes; Amphisphaeriales; Pseudomassariaceae
Product: 40S ribosomal protein S23-like protein
Exons: 3
Coding region: 172-609 (145 amino acids)
Biological process (GO): translation
Cellular component (GO): ribosome; cytosolic small ribosomal subunit
Molecular function (GO): structural constituent of ribosome
Source: RefSeq, a predicted model, not a curated record
CCCUUCCCCCCGCACGAGCCACGGAACACACGAAAAGUCGCUAAAGGGUUUUCGAGCCCACGGCCGCUUUUUUCCCAAACCCCGAGUCAAAUCAACUUCACUUUCACGAAGACAUUCCACCCAACCUCAACACAGCCAUUUUGAAGCGGUACAACUGUCAAAUCGCGCAAGAUGGGUAAGGGCAAGCCGAGAGGAUUGAACGCGGCGCGCAAGCUGCGCAUGAACCGCAAGGACCAGAAGUGGGCCGAUCUCUCCUACAAGAAGCGCGCUCUUGGAACCGCCUUCAAGUCUUCUCCAUUCGGUGGCUCUUCGCACGCCAAGGGCAUUGUGCUCGAGAAGGUUGGUGUCGAAGCCAAGCAGCCCAACUCGGCCAUCCGAAAGUGCGUGAGAGUCCAACUCAUCAAGAACGGCAAGAAGGUCACAGCUUUCGUUCCCAAUGACGGUUGCUUGAACUUCGUGGACGAGAACGACGAAGUCCUCCUCGCUGGUUUCGGUCGUAAGGGCAAGGCAAAGGGUGAUAUCCCUGGUGUGCGAUUCAAGGUCGUCAAGGUUUCGGGUGUCGGUCUGUUGGCUCUGUGGAAGGAGAAGAAGGAGAAGCCCCGCUCUUAAAGGGCUAAUCGCAUUUGGGGACGACGAUACGAAAAUGGACUGAAAAUCAUUAGGGCAAUCUGGAGUCGAUAUGGCUUGCUUGUGUUUUCCCAUCGGCAUCAAAGGGUCGGGCCAUGAUACACACCCAUAGGUGGAUGAGAUCCGAAAAUAGAGAUCCCACUUCGCUACACUACACAAAUUGCCCUGGGUUAUUGUUGACAGGUGAUGGUGCAUGGAUAUGUGACACUGUUGUUGGUAUCCAAAUGCCUACUUCGGUAUUUUACAGG